AUGGAGGUUGCUGUUCUUGGGGCCAAGUGCUUGAGACUGAAUGGGGAGGAAAGGCCCAGCAUGAAGGAAGUGGCAAUGGAAUUGGAAGGAAUGAAGCUAAUGGAGAAGCAUCCAUGGAUCAAUACAGACCAAAAUCUAGAGGAGGCUCAAUACUUGCUUCGUGAGGCAUCACCUAGCGUUUAUGAGCCUGGAGAUAGCAGCAGCCAUCAAUUUACUGGGGUUGACAGCAUUAAUGAUCAUAGUGGUUAA
Sphenostylis stenocarpa is the source of this 249-nucleotide messenger RNA. The record is from the annotation of a GenBank genome assembly. NCBI's taxonomy places the organism in Eukaryota, Viridiplantae, Streptophyta, Magnoliopsida, Fabales, Fabaceae.